GUGCCAGCCGUUCCGCUGCUGCUGGAGAGGGAAGGUUCGGGUCCACGCCUCCGAGAGCAGCCCCGGCACGGACAUCCUACCCCCCGCAAUUAAAGGGGAGGAACCGAGACCUGGAUGGGCUCGAGCAUCUCCCACAGAUCGCUUGAUGGCCGCAGCCGUGGCAGGUAAAAGGAGGAAAACUGUUCCAGCCUGGGCAAGCAGCGGCCUCAUUGUCCUUGUGUUUUAAACUGCAGCAGCAACUGGGAGUUCAACAAUGAAGCAGUGAUAUCUGAGAACAAAGGAGCACUGGCCAACUAAAUGUCAGCACAUUUCAUGCGAUUGGGUGAGAACACUGCAGCAGACCUGCAUAUCAGCUGGCAGAGCAAGGAUGUGCUCCUCUGACGCCAUUUAUUUGAAGCAGCUUUAGUACAGAUUUCUUAAACUUUAUGUCUAUAAAAUUCAAAAUGAGUGAGCCUCCCACAUUCUUUGUUGGGCCUGAAGAUGCAGAAAUCAAUCCUGGAAACUAUCGUCGCUUCUUCCACCAUGCUGAUGAGGACGAGGAGGAGGAAGAUGAGUCUCCACCAGAAAGGCAGAUUGUGGUUGGAAUAUGUUCCAUGGCAAAGAAAUCCAAAUCCAAACCCAUGAAGGAAAUUCUGGAGCGGAUCUCCUUGUUUAAAUACAUCACAGUAGUGGUUUUUGAAGAGGAAGUUAUUCUGAAUGAACCCGUGGAAAACUGGCCUUUAUGUGAUUGUCUUAUUUCUUUCCAUUCUAAAGGAUUUCCACUGGACAAAGCAGUUGCCUAUGCAAAACUCAGGAAUCCAUUUGUUAUCAAUGACUUGAAUAUGCAGUAUCUCAUACAAGAUAGAAGAGACGUUUAUAGCAUUCUUCAAGCUGAAGGCAUCCUGCUUCCUCGGUAUGCAAUCCUGAACCGUGAUCCAAAUAACCCGAAAGAAUGCAACCUGAUUGAAGGAGAAGAUCAUGUAGAAGUGAAUGGGGAAGUUUUCCAAAAGCCAUUUGUGGAAAAGCCGGUCAGUGCAGAAGACCACAAUGUUUACAUUUAUUAUCCAACAUCCGCUGGAGGUGGAAGCCAGAGACUUUUCAGGAAGAUUGGCAGUAGAAGCAGUGUGUAUUCCCCAGAGAGCAACGUUCGAAAAACAGGGUCAUAUAUAUAUGAAGAGUUUAUGCCUACAGAUGGUACUGAUGUUAAGGUUUAUACCGUGGGUCCAGACUAUGCACAUGCUGAAGCGCGAAAAUCUCCAGCUCUCGAUGGCAAGGUCGAACGAGACAGCGAAGGGAAAGAAGUAAGAUACCCCGUCAUUCUCAAUGCGCGGGAGAAGCUGAUUGCAUGGAAAGUCUGCCUUGCUUUUAAGCAAACAGUUUGUGGCUUUGAUUUGUUACGUGCCAAUGGACAGUCCUAUGUGUGUGAUGUCAAUGGCUUCAGUUUUGUGAAAAAUUCCAUGAAGUACUAUGAUGACUGUGCAAAAAUUCUUGGCAAUAUCGUAAUGCGGGAGCUUGCGCCACAGUUUCAUAUCCCCUGGUCAAUACCAUUAGAAGCUGAAGAUAUUCCGAUUGUACCAACUACCUCUGGAACUAUGAUGGAACUUCGGUGUGUCAUAGCUGUGAUACGACAUGGGGAUCGAACACCGAAACAGAAAAUGAAAAUGGAAGUGAGGCAUCAAAAGUUUUUUGAUCUGUUUGAAAAGUGUGAUGGAUAUAAAUCAGGGAAGUUAAAGCUCAAGAAGCCAAAACAAUUGCAGGAAGUCCUAGAUAUUGCACGGCAGCUUCUUAUGGAGCUGGGGCAAAAUAAUGACUCUGAAAUCGAAGAAAACAAGUCAAAACUUGAACAACUGAAGACCGUGUUAGAGAUGUAUGGUCAUUUUUCGGGAAUAAACCGUAAGGUCCAAUUGACCUAUCUCCCUCAUGGUUGUCCAAAAACGUCCAGUGAGGAGGAAGAUAACCGAAGAGAGGAGCCGUCCUUACUCUUGGUUUUAAAAUGGGGAGGAGAGCUGACCCCUGCAGGCAGGGUUCAGGCUGAAGAGCUGGGAAGAGCUUUUAGGUGUAUGUACCCUGGAGGUCAAGGAGAUUAUGCAGGAUUUCCUGGUUGUGGUUUACUCCGACUGCAUAGCACCUACAGACAUGACCUCAAAAUAUAUGCCUCUGAUGAAGGGCGGGUCCAGAUGACGGCAGCUGCUUUCGCAAAGGGUCUCUUGGCUUUAGAAGGAGAGCUUACCCCCAUUCUUGUUCAGAUGGUGAAAAGUGCAAAUAUGAACGGCCUUUUGGAUAGUGACAGUGACUCUUUGAGUAGCUGUCAGCAGCGUGUGAAAACGAGGCUUCAUGAAAUACUUCAAAAAGACAGAGAUUUUACAGCCGAAGACUACGAGAAGCUUACUCCAUCUGGAAGCAUUUCUGUUGUCAAAUCAAUGCAUUUAAUUAAAAACCCAGUGAAAACCUGUGACAAAGUGUAUUCCUUGAUUCAAAGUUUGACUUCCCAAAUCAGACAUCGGAUGGAAGAUCCCAAAUCAGCUGAUAUUCAGCUUUACCAUAGUGAGACCCUGGAACUUAUGCUGCGUAGAUGGUCCAAGUUGGAGAAGGACUUUAAGACAAAGAAUGGAAGAUAUGAUAUUAGUAAGAUCCCUGACAUAUAUGACUGCAUCAAAUAUGACGUUCAGCAUAACGGUUCCUUGAAGUUAGAAGAUACAAUGGAACUAUAUAGGCUUUCAAAGGCAUUAGCAGAUAUUGUAAUCCCUCAGGAAUAUGGUAUAACUAAAGCUGAAAAGCUGGAGAUUGCCAAAGGCUACUGUACUCCACUAGUUAGAAAAAUCCGAUCGGAUCUUCAGAGGACGCAAGACGAUGACACUGUCAAUAAACUCCAUCCUGUGUAUUCUAGAGGUGUUCUGUCUCCUGAGCGGCACGUCCGCACCAGAUUAUACUUUACCAGUGAGAGCCAUGUGCAUUCCUUACUGUCCAUCCUUCGCUACGGCGCCUUAUGUGAUGAAUCAAAGGAUGAACAGUGGAAACGAGCUAUGGAUUAUCUAAACGUUGUCAAUGAACUCAACUACAUGACGCAGAUUGUUAUCAUGCUCUACGAGGAUCCCAACAAGGAUCUCUCCUCGGAGGAACGCUUUCAUGUGGAGUUACACUUUAGUCCUGGAGCCAAAGGCUGUGAAGAAGAUAAGAAUUUGCCAUCUGGCUAUGGGUAUAGGCCAGCUUCCAGGGAGAAUGAAGGCAGAAGAUCUCUUAGAAUUGAUGAUGAUGAGCCUCAUACUUCUAGACGAGAUGAAGUUGACCGGGCAGUGAUGUUGUUUAAACCCUUGGUGUCCGAACCAAUUCAUAUACACAGGAAGUCACCACUUCCGAGGUCCAGGAAGAUCACUACAAAUGAGGAAGAGACCCCCCUGAGUGUGUCUAGCCCAGAGGGCACUGGCACCUGGCUGCAUUAUACCAGUGGUGUGGGUACUGGGCGUCGAAGACGCAGAUCAGGGGAACAAAUCACCUCUUCCCCUGUCUCCCCCAAAUCAUUGGCUUUCACAUCCAGUAUUUUUGGCUCAUGGCAACAGGUUGUGUCUGAGAAUGCCAACUAUCUCCGAACACCAAGAACUCUUGUGGAACAGAAGCAGAACCCUACAGUAGGGUCUCACUGUGCGGGCCUGUUUAGCACCUCAGUGCUCGGGGGUUCUUCAAGUGCACCUAACCUACAGGAUUAUGCUCGUACUCAUCGUAAAAAGCUGACUUCUUCUGGCUGCAUAGAUGACGCCACACGCGGGUCUGCUGUUAAAAGGUUUUCUAUCUCAUUUGCUCGACACCCAACCAAUGGCUUUGAGCUGUACUCCAUGGUACCAUCCAUCUGCCCUCUAGAAACACUUCACAAUGCCCUGUUUUUAAAGCAAGUGGAUGACUUUCUGGCUUCUAUUGCUUCUCCAUCAACUGAGGUUCUGCACAAGGUCCCCGAAAUGUCCUCUAUGGCCACACGUUCCAGUCCAGGGAUGAGAAGAAAAAUUUCCUUAAAUACAUAUACACCUGCAAAGAUCCUCCCAACAGCGCCUGCUGCUUUUAAGAGCGGCAAAGCAAGCAGCAAAGCAGCAGCCGGCGGACCAUCUCCGGCAGUGACUUCCCAUACCUCAUCUCGGAAGAAGAGCUUAAGUAGCAAAACUGAGGGGCAUGAAUCCAAGAAAAGCACUGGGAAGAAAAGAUGAGCUCACACCAGAACCGGAAGUUCCCAUGCUUAGAAAGGGGCUUGUUGCUUAGCAAAGGAUGUCUGAGAAACCCUGACUUAGCUGGUCAUAGCCAAUAAUUUAUGUAUUACCAUUGCUUUACUUUAUACAUCUUUGUAUUUCUUUACAACACCUCGAAAGCUAGAGGACCUUCUGUUUUUAUUCAGGCAAGGAGCUUUGGCAGGAUUUAGAAAUGUUCAAAAUAACGUCUGUCUGCUUUGUGUACGGAAAUUGAUGUCAACUGCUACAGCGGGCACUGUGAUGAUUCCCAUGUGCCUGUGGCAGGGACAAAGGACACGGAAAUCCGGCUGACUGGUACCAAAGUGCACUCUCUUCAGGUGCCUCUCUACACACAUGCAUUUCUACAGGACUGCACUUAGUGAGUGAGAUUGGACAGGCAAGAUCAUGUGUUGA
Mastomys coucha (southern multimammate mouse) is the source of this 4604-nucleotide messenger RNA. It is a transcript of the gene Ppip5k2, whose product is annotated as diphosphoinositol pentakisphosphate kinase 2. Lineage: Eukaryota; Metazoa; Chordata; Mammalia; Rodentia; Muridae. Bases 426 to 4172 code for a protein of 1248 amino acids. Gene Ontology annotation, biological process: inositol phosphate biosynthetic process; inositol metabolic process. The record is from RefSeq and is a predicted model, not a curated record. Gene Ontology annotation, cellular component: cytosol. The transcript has 31 exons. Gene Ontology annotation, molecular function: inositol hexakisphosphate kinase activity; 5-diphosphoinositol pentakisphosphate 1-kinase activity; diphosphoinositol pentakisphosphate kinase activity.